AUGGAGAUCAAACGAAAUCCUGGACAAUGUUACAAUUCAAGAGUACUUCACUGCAAAGAGUAUGUUCUUAGCUCUUACAACAUUGACGCCUCUUCAGAGUACCUCUCCUCCUCAUCCCUUUCUUCUUUUAUUCCAUUCUUCCUUCAUGUUUCUAUGGAUUAUUUUCACAGUAAAACAGUCCCUACAGUUUGGAUUUUGUGGAUGGGAGCAGCUUUUCUUCUCGCGUUAACGAUGAGAUUCAUGAUGCAUGUCUUGUUCAAACCUGCAUGGAAACGCUGUUGGCUUAAAACUAUGAGUACCCAGAAUUUGCAAAUACUUUCAUUUUCUCAUUACUCCACACUGCCGCCAAUAUCUGUCCCUCCCCCGUUGGAAGAGCUCUGCAGCAUUGUCAUCAGCACUGUUGGUGGGCUAGAUGAUCUGGAGUUGAGCCUAAAUAAGUUUAAAUAUUCUCUAACUUCGUCCCUUGUAGCUCAGGCUAUUGAUUCUAGUAAGCACCAGGCACACACUAGAAGAUUGCUGAGGUUUUUCUUAUGGUCUAGUAAGAAUCUGAGUCAAAGUUUGGAAGACAAGGAUUACAAUCAUGCUCUUCGAGUUUUUGCUGAAAAGAAAGACUACAUAGCAAUGGAUAUUUUGAUGGGAGAUCUCAAGAAGGAGGGUCGAGGCAUGGAUGCAGAGACUUUUGGUCUUGUAGCUGAUACUUUGGUUAAACUGGGAAAAGAAGAUCAGGCAUUGGGUGUUUUCAAGAACUUAGACAAGUAUAAGUGUCCUAUAGAUGAAUUUACAGUCACUGCUAUCAUUAAUGCCCUUUGCUCCAAAGGGCAUGCUAAGAGGGCUGAAGGGGUAGUUUGGCAUCACAAAGACAAGAUUACAGGCGCAAAACCUUGCAUAUAUAGAAGUCUUCUUUACGGGUGGUCUGUGCAGAGGAAUGUGAAGGAAGCUAGGAGAAUUAUUAAAGAGAUGAAAACGAAUGGGGUUAUCCCAGAUUUGCUAUGCUACAACACAUUCCUCAGGUGCCUUUGUGAACGGAAUCUCAGACAUAAUCCUUCAGGACUAGUGCCUGAAGUUUUAAAUGUCAUGAUGGAGAUGAGGUCUUAUAAAGUUUUCCCAACCUCUAUAAGUUACAACAUACUGCUUUCUUGUCUAGGGAAGACCAGAAGAGUUAAGGAAUCUUGUCAAAUACUCGAAACAAUGAAAAAUUCUGGUUGUGAUCCUGAUUGGGUCAGCUAUUAUCUUGUGGCAAAGGUGUUGUUUCUGAGCGGCAGGUUUGGUAAAGGGAAAGAGAUAGUGGAUCAAAUGAUUGGAAAAGGCUUGGUGCCUAACCAUAGGUUUUACUACAGUUUAAUUGGUAUUCUCUGUGGGGUUGAAAGGGUAAAUCAUGCUCUUGAACUGUUUGAGAAAAUGAAGACAAGUUCAAUGGGAGAUUAUGGACCAGUUUAUGAUGUGCUCAUUCCAAAGCUUUGUAGAGGAGGGGAUUUUGAAAAGGGAAGAGAGCUUUGGGAUGAAGCCACAUCUAUAGGCAUCACUCUUCAGUGCUCACGAGAUGUUUUGGAUCCUUCAAUAACAGAAGUUUACAAACCUAUGAAACCAGAAAAAAUCAGCCUUGUUGAUAGCUCAAUAGCCAAGUCUCCACGAAGAGUUACAAAAUUUGUAGGACAGUGGCAGAAGCUCAUAACACAGUAUUGCAAAAUGGAGUUUCGGAGAGAGAGAGAGCGAGCACGAGAUCAAGAUCUGGAAACCCCCGCACAUGGGUCAUGGCACAUUCAAGUUAAGCAGAGGAAAGGGACAAGAAGAAGGCGUGAAUACGGGGAUAUUGUGCGGCCCAUUUAG
This is a messenger RNA of Sphenostylis stenocarpa, 1827 nucleotides long. The record is from the annotation of a GenBank genome assembly. NCBI's taxonomy places the organism in Eukaryota, Viridiplantae, Streptophyta, Magnoliopsida, Fabales, Fabaceae.